AUGUCGACGCCCACCGAGGUCGAAGUGAUGACCCGCACGGCCGAGGAGACCCGCGCGGCGCUGCAGGCGGCGGAGCAGGCUUCGGCCGUGUGCGGUGAGGGGGAUAAGUCUGGGCAAGAACACGUAAAACAGUCACCCGAGCAUUUGGCUGAUGCGGCUGCUGCCAGGCUGUUGAACGUGCUGCUGUUUUGGUAUCAGCCUGAUCGGGCUGAUCUGACCAGUCUCACUUGGCAUCGGGAUGCCCCCGCUGUGCCUCAAAACCUGGGAAAGGCUUUUCUCGUCAAGGAUCUCCGAAAGUUCUCAUCGGAAGCCCUCAAGCUCAUCAAAAAGUUUCCGCGAGCAAAUGUGCGCAACGCAAGUUUCUUGGUUGACAAUGCCGACAAUGCCUCCUUUCGCUAUCUGCUCAAGGAGUAUCGCAAGAGCAACGACACGGCACUGGGCAUUGCAGAACUUAUCUGGCGCAUGGCUAAAUUUCUGCGCUCAGUGCAAGUGACGGCAAAGAAAAGCAACGUGAUCAAUCCUUAUGAGAUCCCCGUCGAGCCUUAUUCCAGCUGGCGCGCCCGCCAAGACACAACUCAUUUUCUCCUGCCCCUCGAUAAGGAGCCGAUUUUCGUGGGCACAGAAGAGCAAGCUGCAGCAGUGCUCGCCGAUGUUAAAGCAGACGCCGCGAUGCAACGUCCCAUCAGCUUUGAUUGCGAGUGGGCAGGCACGGUUUCUCUCUACGAUGACACGCGUCUGGGCAUCAUGCAGCUGGCCACCAAGUCGGCCGUAUAUGUCAUUGACGCGUGCGCCGAGCCCGGAGUUUUUGACUUUUGUGCCUUUGCCACUCGGCUCUUGCAGCUUACACCUAUCAUCGGCUUUGGCGUCAUGAGCGAUCGUGAUCAGCUCAAGAGCGCAGGUGUCGAUGGUGAAUUGGUCGGGCAGCGUGUCCUUGAUGUGAUGGAUACGGUAGCACAGCUUCAGCAGACCAUACCUGUACCUCCUACAUAUCCCGACAAGUGGCAGGGCAGUUCGCCCCGUAUAUCCUUGGCUGAUCUUGUCCAAGGCUUGGUUGGCGUAUCUUUGGCCAAGCAUGAACAGCUGGCCGAUUGGGAACGACGUCCGCUCCGGCCAGAGAGUUUGCACUAUGCUGCCCUGGAUGCAUACGUGCUGCUGCAAGUCUUGGACAUUCUUUCUAAGGUUCAGGCAACUGGUCAGUGGCCCAACUUUCAAGUUGUAGGGCCAGGCCACGCUUAGUCUGGCAGUCGAUGCAGGAGGGGCCCAGCCCUUGUAUUCCUGGAUUGUUUGUCAACUGGUUUGACUCGCCAUUUGGUUCUUGACUGGGAGUGCAUGCGUUGUGGUGUUGGCUGUGUCGUUGCCCAUGGUGGCAAGAAUUCUCAAGCGAGUAUGCAUCUCUCGUC
Molecule: messenger RNA, 1400 nt
Organism: Monosiga brevicollis MX1
Lineage: Eukaryota; Choanoflagellata; Craspedida; Salpingoecidae
Exons: 8
Coding region: 1-1236 (411 amino acids)
Biological process (GO): nucleobase-containing compound metabolic process
Molecular function (GO): 3'-5' exonuclease activity; nucleic acid binding
Source: RefSeq, a predicted model, not a curated record